AUGGAUCACCCCUUCCCGCGACCCUUUCUUCCCGUCUCUUCGGGAUGUUUCUGUCUAGGCUUUUCGUUCAGGCAUACAAGGGGGAACAAGAGUCCGACAUCCAGACCAGGCUCAAACUCAGACUCAAUACCAGACAGACCCGGCAAUGGCCUUGUAGCACCGUUCGUCUCGAACAGAAAUGUCAAAUACUUUUCUUUCCCACUUGCAAGUCGCGCCAAGGCAGGCAUACCCUUUGCCGAUUCUAGUCGGGCUUACCCAUGCCUUGUCUUAUUUGUCAAAAGGUCCGGACGGAGUUGGUUGGAAAAAAGGGGGCAUACAGGGAAAAUCUCCAACGUAAGGAGGACGAAGGAGGGGAGGGAGGUUUACCCGAGUCUACCUACUCUACAGGGUUGCAGCAGUUACAGUGAGUGGUUGAUCAUAGAUCUGUGGCGAGAGAUAAUCAAUGUAGAUCCCCUUGUUUCCUAUACUACAAACUGCCGUUUUGUUUAUAACAUGGUUUUUCUUAGUUCCAAUAUAUUGGCUCAGCUUGUGGCAGUGAACGGUGCUCAGGCAUUGGGAACCUCGCUGCUGUUAUCAGGUACUUCAUACCUAGUACAGCUGGAAAAUAGUAGACGAGGUAAGAGAGAAACAUCACGAGUAGCUGGUUGGUCGCCUCCGGGGGAAGAGGGGAGAAACUGGUGUCCGAUCCGAAGAUAUGCAGGUUUAGAUCCCAUGUGUGCAAAUCAACCUACGGCACUUUAG
Molecule: messenger RNA, 741 nt
Organism: Colletotrichum lupini
Lineage: Eukaryota; Fungi; Ascomycota; Sordariomycetes; Glomerellales; Glomerellaceae
Exons: 2
Coding region: 1-741 (246 amino acids)
Source: RefSeq, a predicted model, not a curated record